This is a messenger RNA of Ceratotherium simum simum (southern white rhinoceros), 1916 nucleotides long. NCBI's taxonomy places the organism in Eukaryota, Metazoa, Chordata, Mammalia, Perissodactyla, Rhinocerotidae. The record is from RefSeq and is a predicted model, not a curated record.
AAUAAAAUGGAGGAAAGUUUCAUGUAAUAUAAAAGAAGAGAUUUUGUUGGUCCGGAAGAAGACUGUAAGGAAAUACACAAACUAAUUUCUUUGGAGGGAGGAGGUGGGAUUAGAAAUGACUUUUUGUUUUUAAAAUAUCUUUCUACUUUUUUUUAAGAGCAGGUAUUGAUUUUAUAGUAGGGAAAGAACUUUAGACACAAUGAAAUGGAGUAACCUUGUAAGGUUUACCAGUUGUGCUGUUUGUACUUAAAUUGCACUAAGAUUUAUGUGUGCAAUUCACAAAAAGCCAAACCAACAAAUAAAACACAGUGAUUGCAGAGUCCUCUGAGAAAUCUUUUUCCAAAAAUGGUACUGUCAUAUAUCUAUUCAAGGUACUUGUAAAGAAACUGCUCAUUGAACCCACCUCAGCUGAUACAGAAUCAUGAUCGGCUAUUACCAUGGCCCAUGAUUUGUGGGUGCAGAGGGAGUCAGUAAUAAAAGGCUUACAGCACAUCCUCCUUUGAAACAAUUUCCCAAGGGCAGAUCAAACUUGUUUGUCCCCCUCCCACCAAAAAGUUGAGGAUGUGAAACUCCUCAAACAUUAAAAAAAUUUUAAAAAAGACAAAAAUCUCACCAUAGAGGGCUAAAAUUAGUGUAGGUAAAUCUGAAUGUUGAUUGACGACACUAUUUAGGACAGAUGAUACAGCAGCAAUGGGAAAACAUCUUUGACGAGUCUCUGUCUUUUUUUGCCUUGACCUCAUUAUGUAUUUUGGAAGAAUCAAGAUUGGACCUUGCUCAAAGGCGCUUGCAGACCAAAGAUGUCCGUCUCUUUCCUUAGUCGACCGGACCUUCCAAACUUGGCUUAUAAGAGGCUAAAAGGCAAAAGUCCAGGAAUUAUCUUCAUCCCUGGCUAUAUUUCUAAUAUGAAUGGUACAAAAGCGUUGGCGAUUGAGGAUUUUUGUAAAUCUCUAGGUCACGCCUAUAUAAGGUUCGAUUACUCAGGAGUUGGAAAUUCAGAUGGUAACUUCCAAGAAUGCACAGUGGGAAGAUGGAGAAAAGAUGUUCUUUCUAUAAUUGAUGACGUAGCUGUAGGACCACAGAUACUAGUUGGAUCUAGCCUCGGUGGAUGGCUUAUGCUUCAUGCUGCAAUCGCACGGCCGCAGAAGGUUGUCGCCCUUAUUGGUGUAGCUACAGCUGUAGAUAGCCUAGUGACACAGUUUAAUCAGCUUCCUGUUGAGGUAAAAAAGGAAAUAGAGAUGAAAGGCGUGUGGAGCAUGCCAUCCAAGUACAGUGAGGAAGGGGUGUAUCACGUUCAGUACAGUUUCAUCAAGGAGGCUGAGCACCACUGUUUGCUGCACAGCCCCAUUCCUGUGAGCUGCCCUAUCAGGUUGCUCCACGGCAUGAGGGACGACCUCAUCCCCUGGCACACGUCUGUGCAGGUUGCUGACCGAGUCGUCAGCACAGAUGUGGAUGUCAUCCUCCGAAAACACAGUGAUCACCGAAUGAAGGAAAAAGAAGACAUUCAGCUUCUUGUGUACACUAUUGAUGACUUAAUUGAUAAGCUUUCAACUGAAGUUAACUAGAAUCACAUUUUUAGUUGGUAUGUAGACUAAUGGACCCAGAAGAUUGCAAGAGGAUAACAAAUGAAAGACCCUGAUACUUAAAAAGUUUUUUCCUCUUAUCUCUAUUUUGUAAAUAUCACGUGAGUAUUUAUUUAAUGAUGUAUUUGCACAAGUGAUACAAAUUGUGAAGAAAGGACCAGCUGCUGUUUGGAAAAUUUUCUCCUGCCUUCGAUCUUUGAUUUUUUUUUUCAUUAAAAUAUUUCCUAUUUUUUUAUUCAGGAGAUGUUUACCUUCUAAUGCUUAUGUUAACCAUGCCAGCUCUUACUUAUGUUCUCUUCUACUUAGAAUUGUUAAUAAAGCUGGAAUUUUUUGUUU